AUGCUGCACAAGGCGGACCGUCACCUCAUCUACCCUGAUGGAGGAAUCGAAGAGCUCAAACGGCUUGAUCCGAUGCUGAUCGCAGAGCAAAGAGAGCAGCAACGUCGAAUGCGCCAACAGCAGAGGCACCGAAAUCCACAUCCUCUGCCUGCCAGGCCCACUGCGAGGAUGGAUCAGCCAUUCGUCGAUGAAGGGCACGACGCCGACUCUGAUGAUGUGAACAGUGACGACUCAAGAGAUGGCACUUCCAGCGAAUCUUCUGCUUCAGAGGACGAGAGAGAACCGCCCAAGGCAGGCAUUGCACAAGAGGAGAGGCGCACGCUCGACGGACCUGCGGAUGCUACGAUCUCUGGCCUCAAUAUCCAGCUUGACUCGCCCGAGCUCAUCGCAGAAUGGAUCAAUCAGCGCAAGAAGCGAUGGCCCACGCAAUCAGUCGUGCAAGAGAAGCUCAGGGAAAGGCACGAAAGGCAACAGAGGAGUGAAGCUAUCUAUGGCCCUCGUCCCACGCCCUACAACAAAAGGCAGCGAGAUGAAGCAACAGCGUCUAUGGCAGGUUCAACGGCGGACAGACCCCAUGCACACGAAGUGACGCGAGAGGUUCCUGAUGAGAAGCGACAGAAGUUCGGAGGAGAAUAUCGCGCUGCUGCGGAGGGGGGCGGCAAAGACAGCACCUCGAUUCAGGACGAAAGCGAGUCUGACGACGAAGCGCCGGAAGAAGCCUCAUCCAAAGUGCCCGUUGCACCCCUCGAGGAAGACACUGCGCCGCGUUCGCGAUUUGAUGCCACUCAGGACCGCCGUCCGAUUUGUACACACUUCCUGCAAGGGCGCUGCAACUACGGUGACCGUUGCAAGAAGCGGCACGAUACGGCUUCGCAACAGCCGCAGCAGCAACAGCAGCAACAGGCAAACACAAAACCGAUAAGACGACCUCAUCCCCGACCACCACCUGUCAAUCCAUUCGAUCAACCUGACUUGCUGCGGCAGCUGCUUCGAAAUGAAAUUGAGAAGCACGUCGACGCGGUGGGCCAGGCUAUCAGGUUCAUCGUCGACAACGAUAUGCUUCUUCACGUCGAGACGGAGGAGGGGCAGGCAGAGGAGCAGAGGAGGCAAAGGGACAAGAUCCAGGUCUUGUCCUCCGAGAAGGGUACGGGUAGCGAGGCACAUGAGGACUCGGUCGAAGCAAAGCAAGCAGGAACGAUCGCUAACCCAGAAUCGACGGCAGUAGAAGCGCCGACACUCACGGAUCCCAUCCUUGAAGGCGGUCUAGCGGUCCUCAAACCAGAAUCGGGUGCAAAUGGCUCGCAAAGCCGGGCAUCUCUUUACCGCCCCACUGCCCCCACCUUGCGUGCUCUGUCGGAGCUCAAGUAUCCGCCAGAGCCCGAUCCGCUCAUCUUUCUGGACCCGCUGCGACGAGAUGAUCCGAAACCACUGCUGCCCUCACAACUGGUACGCAUCGCCAAAGACCCUGUCAUCCGAUCCGUUCUGACGCCUUGCACGCCAUUCCAUCCGAACGGUCACAAGCCUACCUCGCUCGAACGCGCCAUCAUCUCGCUAGACGCGCUGCCCACCGACCUCUACCGCAACGCUGCGAUCGAGAUGAUCCUGGGCAUCGCCUCGUCAUCCGGCGUCGCUCCUGCUGGAGGAGCGGGUCUAGUGGUUGUCUCGAAGGACGGACGGAGGAAGGUGAGCGAGACGGAUCUGUUCAGGAUGGGAUUGAGGGUGGGUGGCGAUGAGGUGUUGGCGAUCAAGAAGCUGGCGGAUCGGCUCAGUGUGUUGCUCGACUCGAGUUUGCAGUUGGACGAGGUGGGGGAGGCGGAGUGGGCGCUGUUGACGGCUGAGCAGAGGAACGAGAUGCGAAGGUUGCAUUUUGAUAGAGAGGCGGACAGGUUGGAGAGGUUAAGGAAGCUCGGUGUUGACGUUUGA
Molecule: messenger RNA, 1923 nt
Organism: Pseudozyma hubeiensis SY62
Lineage: Eukaryota; Fungi; Basidiomycota; Ustilaginomycetes; Ustilaginales; Ustilaginaceae
Exons: 1
Coding region: 1-1923 (640 amino acids)
Biological process (GO): box C/D snoRNP assembly
Cellular component (GO): nucleus
Molecular function (GO): metal ion binding; RNA binding
Source: RefSeq, a predicted model, not a curated record